CCAACCGCAGCUUCGCCUGCAGCCGGGGGCCGAAGGGGCAUGGGUCGGCGGUGAGCCCGGGCAGCCAGCAGCUCCGCCGCCGCGCCGCCGCCGCCGCCGUCGCUGCAGCACCGCAGAAUCCGAGCCCGUCGCUGCACGGCCCGCCAGGGCUAACGAAGUUGGUGGAAGGUGUCGGCCCUGAAGGAUGGUGCCUUUGGCUGUUGACAUCACGUUGAGAAGUGACCUGAGCGAGCAGUCGACGCAGGGCGCGCGCCAUGUUCGAGCGGGACGGCGCCCUGAUCAUCCUAAGCCACAACCCUGAGCAGGAAAUCGCCUUCACCCUGGAGGCCCUCACGCAGGCGGCCAUCAUCUUCUCGCUGGGGGUCGCCAUCGUCGUCUCCAAUGUCCUCGUCAUCGCCACCUUCCUCACGGCCCACGGGCCGAAGGAGGUGAUCAACUACUACCUGCUGUCGCUGGCGGUAGCCGACCUGCUAUGCGGGCUGCUGGUGGUGCCUCUGUCGGUGUACCCGGCGAUCGUGCAGCACUGGGUGUACGGCGACAUGGUGUGUCGGCUGACCGGCUACGUGGAAGUGACUCUGUGGAGCGUGAGUGUGUACACGUUCAUGUGGAUAAGCGUGGACCGGUACCUGGCGAUCCGCAAGCCGCUGCGCUACGACACGGUGCAGACGAAGACGCGCUGCCAGUGCUGGAUGGCGUUCACGUGGAUCUCGUCGUGCAUGCUGUGCUGCCCGCCGCUGCUCAACUACAGCACGCCGCACUUUGACCCUGAGGCCUACGUCUGCCAGCUCGACUGGGACAACAUGAUGGCCUACUCGGUCACCAUGGCCAUCCUCGUGCUCGGCCCUUCGCUCAUCACCAUCUUCUACACCUACGGCUACAUCUUCACCGUGAUGCGACGCGUGCGAUCCGGCGUGCCCAUCCACGACCGCGAGUACGCCACAGCGCUCGCAGAGAACCUGUCCAACCCCAGCCACGUCAUGUCCUUCGUCCUCAUCUGCUCCUUCUGGCUCUCCUGGGCGCCCUACGCUGGCGUCAGGCUCUACGAGUACUGCACCGGCCUCAGGUUUCAGGUGCCGAUGCUGCACUUCACGAUCGUGUGGGUGGGCGUGCUCAACUCGUUCUGGAAGUCGCUGAUCUACGUGACGAUGAGUCCGUCGUUCCGCGUCGGCAUGCGCAUCUUCUGCCUCAGCCUGUGCUGCAGGUACAAGGGUCGCAGGGACGACCUCUCCGACGACGAGUAGCUGCUGUUGUUGUAAAAUUGUUGUAGCCGCCGCCGACGCCAUCCUCCCAGCCGACCACGCGAGAGAGAUAGAAACAAAAUAAAUCCUCGCGCUCUCAGACGAAAGAAAGAAACGGCGGCGACGAAACUUUGGAGAGCGAUUUCCCUCCGGGGCUUGUUCUAAAUGUGCAGAAGUCAAUGUCAGAGAGCAGGAAAACUGUCUAGCGGGCUUUCAUCGGCAAUUACUAUAAAUAAUAGAGAUACAACUCAUUUGAACGCACUUCGACCUCUCGAAUGGAAAAGUGGAAAUUAAGAAUAGCAUUUAAUGCAGCAAUAAUUUUACGAACCACACGCAGAGGAUGAAUAAUCGACCGUCGCCAUUCCGAGGGGGAGAAGCAAGGGGUGGCGCGAUUUUGAGUUUCUAGCGAGAGAUCAAAAAAGCAUGGGCGACGCGACACAAUCAUUUUCCAUUUAUUACUUUUCGAUUAUUGCACAAUUGUUGAGUAAAAAUUAGAAGGAUCGAACGAGCUUUCCCGAGCGAAUAUUAUACUAAAAUUGAAACAAACGCGCGCGUUAUUCUUGUCCAGAAGAGUGAUCAAAGUGCAGCAAAGCGGUAUAAAAUUGUGAACCUUUUAAAAUCUUGAUGUUAGGCUUUUUGAUAUACUACAUAUAAUUCAGUGUGUUACCUAGGAAAGCAGCGGACGAAUUAUUUCCAACUCUCACGUAAUGUCGCGCGGCGAAUCGGAGAAAACGAUAUUUUUAGCAAUCAUGUCGUAUAAUCAAAUAUACAUAAUUAUACAUAUACUUACGGAAGCUAAACAAAAAGAAUCACUGUUAAAAGUGGCGUAGCGCGCGAGAGAGGAACUAUCGAAAAAAAGCAGACACAAUUGUUACUUGCAACGCGUCGUGUAAUUAUAUUUAUAGCAGCAGCAGCAGCAGCAGCAGAGACAAUACGUGCGAGGGAAAAUUGUAGCAGAAGCGAAUAUUUACACUAAUAUCGGUGUGUGUGUUCCAAUGUACUCGAUUGUUAUAUCAAGAAAAACUCUCUUCGCCGCUCAGCAGCCAGCGGAAUUGCCCCCCGCGCCGCGAGAGACAAUUAAUUAUAAUUAAAACUCUCAUCUCUCUCUAACUAUCUCUCUCACUCUCUCUCUGUACUCCCAAGUGUAUUAUAGCAUCCGUUCGUUCGUUCGUUGAAAGGCGCGUAGGUUUUUGAUAAAUAUAUCUAUUAUUACACUGUGUAUUCGAUAAAAUAAAGUAAAUCUAACGUGGCGGGGCAAUCCGAUACUUAAAUAUAUAAUACGAGUCGUUUCACCUCAGAAAAAUAUCCUUGUUGCUCAAGCAAUUGGUUCCUUUAUUUCCUCGAUAAAAUUAGAGGGAAAACCGAAACUACGCAGUUGAGCAAUACAAAAUAAAACGACGCAGUUUACACGGGAAAUCGACCUUUGUUUUUUGGUGAUUGGCGGAAAAGCGCCGGGCCUACUUGAAUUUGGGUUGAAUAACAGAAAACUCGAUCAAAAUGAGGCGUGCAAAUUAAUUUGCCAAUUUCUCCGUCAGCCAGAAUGCACUUCCUUUUAAAAUUUUCAUUCUUGUUAUCUGAUAUUGGAUUUAAAUUUCUGGAAGUUUUGGAAAGGGAAGCAACUGCUAAUCAGAGCUCUCGUUACGACUUCCCCUCUUUCUAAAAGGGCGCAAAAAUUCCGAUUUCGUCACGGAAAACGCAGGUCGUGGCCGUGAGCAGGUGAAAAGAAAAAGAAUAAUAAUAAUUGCUGCUGAGUCACGCGCGGGGAGCGGCGAAAUCAUCUCGUGUAAUCAAAAACACCAAUCCUCCUGAUAUAAAUAACACAUAUAUGCAAUUAUAUACAUACGAAAAAUUAGUGCGUGUGAUCCCCCCCUGAAUGUGGCGCCAAAUUAGCCGUUUGGAGAAAAGUGAGUGUUUUCAUUUGCAUUGUUGUCGUGUUCCACCAAUACAAGACAAGGAAAAAAAAUUUGAUUAAUUAAAACAAGCAGAGUUAAGCGCAGUCAGCAGCAAACAUAAAAAAAAUUUAGGCUCAACAAGUGUGUGUUUUCGCGUCGCGGAAACACGAGAGAAUAUCCUAACACACGAGAGAAGCAAAAGCAAGCAAGCAAGCAAGAAAAGUAAGAAAAAGCGUCGUUCAAGCAGCAGUUGCCUUAUAGUGUAAUCAUUUUUAUUGAUUGAUUGUUGGCUCAAUAAUGUGAUAUCUCCUAAUCAUCGUAGCGAAACCCCUGAAUCGAUCGUUCAUAAUGUAUAAUAUGUAAUUGUAGAGCGAACAGUGCGUGUAUAAAAGAAAAUAAUGUAACAAAAAAUCUCUCAAUGUGUCUGCUUACAGGAUAUAUAUACUGUAUAUGAAAAAGAAAACAAACUUCAAAGUAUAUAUAUCGAAUCGAUCGAUCAAGUAGUUGUCAAUUGCACUCUGUGUCUCCGCAAAAGAAAGAAAAAUUGGUGUCGGUUUCAUUAGCCACAGCGUUCAUGUUCCAGACUGAAUAUAAAGUAAUUAUUUUAAGCCCGUUUUGUAAACACACACUCACACUCACGUAGUCAUUCCAUAUUUUUAAUAACUAGCGCACCACCACGCGAAACGAAAGCAACGCAGCGCAACAAGCAUUUUCCGGCAGCCAAAGAGCACUGUCCAAGCAAGCGGCUUCGAUUUUAUUUUAAUAAUAAUUCUCUGUUAUUUAAUUAGUGUUGGCAGCUGCAAGCUGAUGGCAAAUUGUGUUUUUUGAUUAGGAAUUUUGUGCAUUCUAGACAAAAUAUAUGUAGACCCUCUGUUUGAUUUUGAGGCUUCAAAAGAAAAAGGCGUCGUUCAUGCAGCAUUCCACCUAAUUCGGUGGGUAUUAAAGGCCAAAUUUGAACUUCUAAUGGUUUUUGGUCAGACCAAUGUCUUGUCGGUCUUUUCUUUUUGGGCAGAUGAUUUCAAUUCACCAUUUAAAAGCCAUAAGUGUACAAAGCAGCAAAUAUAGAUGGCGCCACCGGUUACUUCCGAUUUCAAGGCACGCCGCCUCCAAUUUCAGACUAAAUACCACAAUGAAUUCUGCGUUUAAAAUCAUUUCUUAUUUGUGCUAUAAACAAAAAUUAGUUCAACCAAUCGCGUCGUAAAAGCUUAAAAAUUGUUUAAAGUUUCUACAACAAUUGGCCGAACCAACGUUUGGUUUAAGCACAUCUACAGAAUUAAUUUUAAGAGCAGAAUGGGUUGGAAAUAAGCGGCAGAAAUUGUGUUGAUUUUGUAUUUUUACAGUGACGCCAUCAUUUGGAAGCUUCAAACUUCAGAGAGCUUUCACAAAUGGUGAAUUUAUUUCAAACAAACUUCAAUCCGACAUGAAAUUUUGCAGCAAAGCCAAUAAAAAAUAUUAAAUCUGUGUGGAGAUGGUCGCAGAACCUAUUCAACUCCUUUAUUGUCUCUAAAAUCAGGCAGUGGCGCCAGCCAGUGGAGGCUGUUAGCACUAAACAUACGUUUGUGUAUUUCGUUUUGAACUAUAGCAAGCAUCCCACAUGCUUCAAUGUAAGAAAAUGCUUGUUCCAGCGUUGAAUUUUGGAUAUUACAUGUUGAAUUGUUGUUACUUUUUAUACCUUGGAAAAGUUUAUUAUUGAAAGACGAGAAAAACGAGCGAGGGAAGCAGAGAGAACAUAAUUAAAUACACGCGUUAUUUUAGUUUUUGUGUCUCCGCCGACUUUGGUUUUCUGGGGCGAACUUGGAGCUGUGUGUGCGUUUGAGUGCGUCUGUCUGAUGGCCAUUUGAGAGUGAGAGCGGGAGGCUGCUACCUCUCGCUCCAGCUUUUGUUACUUACGAAAGUGCCGCCGGUAGGGCCGCCGUGUUUCCAAGAAGGCCUAGCAGUCGUGCUGUAUAAAUACGUGUUUCAUUCACACACAAGCAAACACACACAAACAUGUCAAAAGAAAAGGGUGGACGCCGUCGUGUAACUCAAAAACCAAAGUAAUCAACAAACGCUGUUUUUAUUGAGCAUCCUCGUUUUUUGAAAUGUAUAUUCACGCCACGAUGAAUGAUACUCUGAUUUAUAAUGACGUUUCUUCAAAAUAAAGGGAUAUCUGAGAGUAACCAG
This is a messenger RNA of Cloeon dipterum, 5293 nucleotides long. It is a transcript of the gene DopEcR, whose product is annotated as G-protein coupled receptor DopEcR. The transcript is spliced from 4 exons. NCBI's taxonomy places the organism in Eukaryota, Metazoa, Arthropoda, Insecta, Ephemeroptera, Baetidae. The coding region runs from base 255 to 1241 and encodes 328 amino acids. Gene Ontology annotation, biological process: cellular response to hormone stimulus; G protein-coupled receptor signaling pathway. The record is from RefSeq and is a predicted model, not a curated record. Gene Ontology annotation, cellular component: plasma membrane. Gene Ontology annotation, molecular function: peptide binding; G protein-coupled receptor activity.